AUGGCUACAAAGCCCAACACGUUUGCCACACUGCUGACAUCCGAUGAUUUUUUGAUGGCGGUUCAGGCACUGGCGGCAUCGCUGCGGGCCUGUACUUUGCAAACGCUGCCGCUGCUGGUUCUGCACACAAGCCAAGUAUCGCGUGGUGUUCAAUCGCGACUGGCGAGUGAUCCAUCAGUCCAGUUGCGGCUGGUAGAUGCCAUACCAAAUCCUCACAAAACAGACGUGUCCGGAUGGGUAAAUUCUGGUUUCACGAAGCUCCGCGUUUGGGAACAAGUCGACUUCGAGAAGAUCGUGUAUGUCGAUGCCGAUUGCAUCGUAUUGGAAAACAUCGACGAGCUCUUUGCGCAUGCCUGUCCUGCGUUCUGCCCAGACGUCUUCCCACCCGACAAAUUCAACGCGGGCGUGAUAGUGUUGGAGCCGAACCUGUCCGUUUUCCAGGACAUGAUGGAUAAGAUGCUUGUGCUGCCGUCCCACGAUGGAGGCGACACGGGCUUCCUGAACGCCUUCUUCCCUGACUGGUACCUGUGGCCUCCGGAGCAACGGCUGCCAUUCCGGUACAAUGCUCUACGUACCAUGCACUGGUUGACACGCGCCAAUCCUGGGUACUGGGAAUCAAUACAGCCUGUGAAGGUGCUGCACUUCUGCUCGUACCCGAAGCCCUGGGACAAGGAGGCCAAGAAGGGAGAUUUGGAAGCGCUCUGGUGGGAACACUACUUGAAAUCGCAGAUGCCGUUUUGA
Messenger RNA from Symbiodinium sp. CCMP2456, 741 nucleotides. Lineage: Eukaryota; Dinophyceae; Suessiales; Symbiodiniaceae. The record is from the annotation of a GenBank genome assembly.